AUGGAAAAACGAGGGAUAAUUGAGAAGGUGACGUCGGCUCCCGAUUGGAUAAGCGGCAUGUCCGCUGUUGCCAAGGGCAGCAAUGAUUUCAGACUUGUUGUCAAUAUGCGCGCCCCCAAUCGCGCGAUCAAUAGAGAAUACUACCGACUCCCUCUGCUCGACGAAAUAAGGGUUAAGCUCCACGGUUCUAAGUAUUUUUCAAAGCUCGACCUAAGCAACGCCUUCUACCACCUCGAGCUAGCAGAAGAAUCACGGGAAUUAACCACUUUCCUAAGCGAAGACGGCAUGUAUAGGUUUACGCGACUCAUGUUCGGCGUAAACUGUGCGCCGGAAAUCUUCCAGCGCGAGAUGGUUCGCAUCUUAAAGGAUGUCAGUAAUAGCAUAGUAUAUAUCGACGACAUACUACUCUUCGCCGAAACGUUGGAAGAGCUCCAAGCCACAGUUGCAACGGUUCUACAGAUAUUGCGGCAAAAUAAUUUGACAAUCAAUCAAACGAAGUGUGAAUUCGACCAGACUAGAAUAAGGUUCAUUGGUCAUCAUCUCGACGCUGACGGAUUCCAUAUUGAUGAGGAGAAGAUAAAAAGUGUACGCUGUUUCAGGGAGCCGACCACCCUGUCCGAACUUCGAAGUUUUCUCGGCCUAGCAUCAUUCCUCAGCCCCUAUCUGCAGAAUUUUGCUAACACCGCAAGUCCAUUGUGGGCAGCAACCGCGUCUAAAGCAUGGACAUGGGGACCGGAACAAUCGGAAGCAUUCAUAAUGAUGAAAAAACAAAUUAUCGAUUGCACGAUCUCAUUGGGCUUCUUCUGCGAGAAUGAUAAGACCGUCUUAUACACUGACGCUUCGCCAGUUGCUUUAGGUGCUGUUUUGGUGCAAGAGAGCCCUCGUCAAGCACCGAGAGUAAUAAGCUUUGCAUCCAAGGCCCUCACCCCUACAGAGAGAAGAUAUGCACAGAACCAGAGGGAGGCCCUAGGUGCAGUAUGGGCGGUGGAACAUUUUUCCUACUUCUUGUUAGGUAGGAAUUUCACGCUUCGUACUGACGCCCAGGGAAUAGCUUUCAUCCUGAACCGGUCCAGGGAAGAGUCGAAGAGGGCUCUAACACGAGCGGAUGGGUGGGCAUUAAGGUUAAGCCCUUAUAAUUAUAACGUCGAAUUCAUCCGGGGUGUCGAUAAUAUCGCGGAUACGUCAUCAAGGCUUUAUAACGGAGAAGACGCACCAUUUGACGACGAAGAGAGCCCAUGGGAAUUAGCGCCACUUGAAGCCAACUCCGUAGAGUUUCUGACGGAGACAGACAUAAAGACAGCCACCGACCAAGAUGAAGUUCUACUCCAAGUAAUAACUGCGCUUAAAACAGGGUCGUGGCACAAGGAUCUGCGGAAGUACCAGCUGGUUGAGAACGACCUAGUGGUCAAAAACGGGAUCGUCGUCAAAACCGGAUGUGUUAUUGUGCCAAAAACGCUCCAAACACGCGCACUGGAAGUAGCUCACGAGGGACACCCGACGAUUGCGAAGAUGAAGAGCAUAAUGCGACAACGCGUAUGGUGGCCCGGUAUGGCCGGCGACAUAACCAAAUGGGUGGCUUCAUGCAAAACGUGCUGUGUUAAUGGUAAACCAGAAAGAACAACUCCUAUGCAGCGCGUGUUUGUUCCAAGGGCAGCGUGGGAAUCGAUUGCCCUGGACUUCAACGGUCCUUAUGUCAAAUUCGGUGGAAUUUUGAUCCUCGUUAUUGUAGAUUACAGGUCAAGAUUUAUCAUCGCUCGUUCCGUAAAAUCUACAAGAUUCGAAUGUGUUCAGAAAAUCCUUGACGAUGUUUUUGAGAAAGAAGGAUACCCUAGACACGUGAAGACCGAUAAUGGACCUCCGUUCAAUGGAACAGAUUUCCUGGAAUACUGUAAGAAACGCGGCAUCUCAUGCACAUUUUCGACUCCUCUUUUCCCGCAGCAAAAUGGGCUUGCCGAAAGCUACAUGAAGCUAAUUAACAAAGCUAUGGCCACUGCAUCUGCUGAAAAAACAAACUACAUUGAGGAAAUUAAAAAGGCCGUCAAUUCUCACAAUUCCGCUGCACACAGCAUUACCAAUAUACCACCGGAAGAGGUAAUGUAUGGUCGCAAGAUUAAACGCGGAUUACCACUAAUUCAACAUGGUAAAUCGGACUACAAUGACGAUAUGCUAGAUCAGAGAGACCGCGAACAAAAACUAGCUGGCAAACGCAGAGAGGAUGCCCGCCGGGGCGCCCGCGAAUGUAAAGUAAAGCCGGGUGACGAGGUGGUUGUAGAGCGAUCUAACCGUUCGAAAGGAGAAUCACGUUUCUCUCCUACGAGACACACGGUAAUUGAGGAACGAAAUGGAAGCCUUGUUCUGAAUGAUGGCAAUGGGAAAGUCGUCAAACGUCAUGUCUCCCAGACAAAAAAAGUUUCUCGCUGGAGAAACACUGAUGAGCAGGACAGAAAUACCGCUAGCAGCGAGGCAGGAACUUCGGCAGGAACCACAUCAUCAGGACCUCUAGCACAAUCCCCGGAAAAAACGCCGAGACCAACUCGCGGUGUGCAUACGAGCGUUCGAAAUAAUAUCAGCAAGGAUGUGAAAGCUGCAAAGCGAGAACAAGACACGCUCAUUAAGAGGGAGGUGGUAAGUGAGAAGGUCGAGGUAGGCUCGCAGACUGAAGCCUCCUCUCUCCUAAGCGGUACGAAGGGGACGCAAGAGGUGAUUGAGUUCGCCUCGAGCGUCAACGAGGGCCUGAUUGAGGCGCGCCCGAAACGCGCCAGGCAGCAGCCUAGUAACGCCGAACGUCCCACGCUCCACAAGGCCAAACGGCGGUUGGUCAUUACGGGCAGCGGUACGGUCAAUCUCGAGAAGGAACCUAUUCGUCAUGAGAGGGUACCCAAUUGA
This is a messenger RNA of Armigeres subalbatus, 2886 nucleotides long. RefSeq lists its product as uncharacterized. Gene Ontology annotation, biological process: DNA integration. NCBI's taxonomy places the organism in Eukaryota, Metazoa, Arthropoda, Insecta, Diptera, Culicidae. Gene Ontology annotation, molecular function: nucleic acid binding. The transcript is spliced from 2 exons. Bases 1 to 2886 code for a protein of 961 amino acids. The record is from RefSeq and is a predicted model, not a curated record.